Molecule: messenger RNA, 7544 nt
Organism: Astyanax mexicanus (Mexican tetra)
Lineage: Eukaryota; Metazoa; Chordata; Actinopteri; Characiformes; Acestrorhamphidae
Gene: lama4
Product: laminin, alpha 4
Exons: 40
Coding region: 194-5791 (1865 amino acids)
Biological process (GO): cell adhesion; regulation of cell adhesion; regulation of cell migration
Molecular function (GO): signaling receptor binding
Source: RefSeq, a predicted model, not a curated record
CAGGACAGGGCUUUAGUGAGUGAGUGAGUGAGUAAGAGAGUGAGAGAGAGAGAGAGAGAGAGAGAGAGAGAGAGAGAGAGAGAGAGAGAGGGAGAGGACAAGUAUAGAGAGAGUGUGUGUGUAUAAACGACGGGAUCAGACGGGUAACGGAGCGAGACACACACACUCAGGAGCUGAAGCAGUAGAGAGGGAAAUGGCGUGUCUAGCCACUCUCUCACUGUGUUUACUGACCACUCUCUCUGGACUAACUCUGACCAGCGCUGAGCAGAACGUCUUUACAGUAUGUGCGCGAGGUUUCUUCAUGAGUGAACAGCUCACCUGUCUGCCCUGUAACUGUAAAGGCCACGCCCAAACCUGUGAGGACAUCACUGGAAUCUGCAUCGACUGUCAGGACCACAGUGUGGGAAAUUUCUGUGAGGACUGUGAGGACGGAUAUGUUUUGGAGGUUUUCCCAGAUGGCCGUCAUGAGUGCCGCCCGUGUGCCUGCCCCAUCUCUCUGGAGUCCAACAACUUUGCUGCUUACUGUGAUAAGAAGGGUGUGGUCCUGCGGUGUGUGUGCCAGGAGGGCUAUGCCGGACACUACUGUGAGAGGUGUGCUCCAGGUUACUAUGGAAACCCCAUGCGCGUGGGCAGCUCCUGUAAGAAGUGCGACUGUAACGGGAACACAGACCCCAAUCUGAUCUUUAAUGAGUGCCAUAAUGUGACAGGACAGUGCCUCCACUGCUGGGACAACACGGCUGGGCACAACUGCGAGAGAUGUGCCCCCGGUUAUUAUGGCGACGCCAUCGGUGCCAAAGAUUGCCGGGAGUGCCAGUGUAACAAGUGUGGAACAUCGUCCUGUGAUGAUCGAACAGGAGUGUGUCACUGCAAACCGGGUGUCACAGGACGACUGUGUGACCAGUGUGAGGAGGGUUAUUCAGGAUUCAGCAGUUGUCAGGGUUGCCGUCGUUGUGAGUGUGCUCCCGCUGGAUUGAGGGCCACCUGCCACCCCCUCACGCAUUCCUGCCAGUGCCAACCAGGGGCCGGAGGCCGGUACUGCGAGCGCUGUUUGCCCGGCCACUGGGACUAUACUCCCAACGGCUGCAAGAAGUGUGACUGUCCUGAGGGAAGCUGUGACAUGCACACAGGAGAGUGUUUACCAGAAACCUCUCAGGUCAGCGAGUGCAACACCGAAUGUGAUGAAUGUAUCUGGCAUCUGAUUGGUGAUGUCCGGCAGUCCAACAAAACUGUGGAUCAGUUGAGGAACACCGUACUGAACAUCUCAACUGGAGCUGCGGCAAAUGACCGCAUCAAGUACUACAACUACACUGCCCUCAGACUACAGGCUCAGUUUGUAGGAUGGAAGAAUAAAUCCACAGUGUUGAGGAGGCAGACGGGGCAGCUGGAAGAAUCAGCGGACACACUGCUAACAGACAUGGAGCUACUUAAACAACAGGAGGAGGAUGUGGCCUCUCUGGGGAGACGAGCGGAUGAGGAAACGCUGCAAAGCUCCACGCUAGCUGAGACGCUAAUGGCUAAUCUGACUGCUGUGAAUGUGCUCAUAGAAGUUAUUAUCAGUGACUGGGAGCUCUACAGUGUUCAGCAGGAGGUUAACCCGGCGGUUCAGAGGCAAAAGCAGCUGGAGGCUGAGCGGAUGCUGAACUGGAUCAAAGAGCUCGACCUGUCACCUAAAGAACCCCUCACUACCCAGGAGUUCUCACAGGCUCAAGAACUCUUUCGGCAGGUGCGGCAGAUGGAGAAGCGUGUAGUGGGGACUGAAGGUCGUGUUCCUGCAGUGAGAGAACUGAUGAACCGCUUCAGCUCCAAAAUCUCCAACGCUCAGCUCCUGAUCAGCAAAGCAGAAGAUACCCUGCAGAACAGCUACACCACACACUCCACCAACCAGCUCAGACUGCAGCGCCUACAGUUUCAGCAGCAGCGUCUGUUGGAAAAUUAUGGGGCUGUCAAUCAAACCAUGAGGACAGCUAAAGAAGUCUAUGAUGAAGCAGAUGCUGGAGUGGAGGAGCUGGACAUCAUGGUAACAAACAUCACCGCGUACCAUGCGGAGGUGGACGGUGCCCAGGCAUCUCUACAGAACAAGAUUGAUCAGCUCUCUGAAGUUGACUAUGAGUUGCUGGAGAGAGCAACUGAUCACGCAGAAGAACUAGAGAGACACGCAGACGAGCUCAAGCAUAAUCUGAAGGGAAGUGAUGCGAACGGCUUUGUGCAGAAAGCCCUGGAUGCUUCCAACGUGUAUGACAACAUCGUCAAAUACAUAAACGACGCCAACAUCACCAGUCUGACCACCCUCAACCAAUCACAACGGGCUGAAGAUGCCAUCACCGGCAUCAAGUCUCAGCUACAUUUCCUCAAAAAUCAGAGUGACAACAUGUUCAAGAGAUCUGUUACACUGCACUCGGAACAACAGGAGAUGGAGUCAACCGUUGCUGACACUUUAAACUACAUAGAGGAGACUAAAGACAUGAGGCAAUCAUCCAGCAAUAAACUGGAAGCUAUUGUUGAAGACAUCAAAACAAUCCAGGAAGCCCGUCAGCCACUGCAGCUGCAGGUGACUCUGGAGGCGGCAGAGGUUUGUCUGAAUCGGUCAACCGAAGUGCUGGACACAGUGACCCCAAUCAAAGAGAGAGUGGAGGAGUGGAACAGGAACAUGAGGAACAACCAGUACUCUACACACGCUUACGAACAGGCUGUUGAUUCUGCACAGGAUACAGUGGCGGACCUGUCUGAGAUUGUGCCGACGUUGUUGACUAAGCUGCGAUCCGUGGAGGAGGCGAAGCCUGUAAACAACGUCACGACCAACAUCAUGAGAAUCCGAGAGCUGAUAGCACAGGCUCGUAGUGUCGCUCGAAAGGUCCAGGUGUCAAUGAAGUUUAAUGGUCAGUCUGCGGUCGAAGUCCAGCCCCAUUCCAAUCUGGACGAGCUGAAGGCCGUGACCUCUAUUAGCCUGUAUGUUCGAGUCGAUCCGGACAAGGACCCCAUUGAGGAUCGAUUCCUGCUCUACCUCGGAGACAAGAAUGGCGGUAAGGACUACAUGGGCCUGGCGAUAAAGAAUGAUAACCUGGUGUUUGUGUAUAAUCUUGGAGGAGAGGAUGUGGAGAUUUCUUUGACCUCCAAACCUGUGAGCUCCUGGCCUCCAGUCUUUAACCUUGUUAGAGUAGAGAGGCUGGGCCGUCAUGGUAAAGUGUUCCUGACCGUGCCCAGUCAAGAGACCACAGCGGAACAGAAGUUCAUUCAGAAAGGUGAAGCUGAUGGAACAGAUUCUCUCUUCCACCUGGACCCCAAAAACACUGUCUUCAUCGUGGGGGGAGUUCCUCCUGACAUAAAGCUGCCUCCUGCUCUGAGUCUGGCUCCAUUUGUUGGCUGCAUUGAACUGGCCACUCUCAAUAAUGACGUCAUCAGCCUCUACAACUUCAAAAAGCUGCACAUGAUGAACGUCGUCACAUCUGUGCCGUGCCCGAGGUAUAAGCUGGCGUUCUCUCAGGGCAGAGUAUCCAGUUAUCUGUUUGAUGGGAUGGGUUACGCUCUGGUCAAUAACAUUGAGAGACGGGGCAGAAUUGGAGUGGUCACCAGGUUCGAUAUUGAAGUACGAACAGUCGCCAACAAUGGCAUCCUCUUCCUCAUGGUCAAUCAGUCAAAUUUCUUUGUACUUGAACUGAAAAACGGAUUCCUGCGGCUGGUGUAUGAUUUUGGCUUCGCUAACGGUCCCAUCGUCAUGGAGAGCAACUUGGCCAAACUGCAGAUAAAUGAUGCCCGAUAUCACGAGGUGUCUGUGAUUUACCACUUCUCCAAGAAGGUUGUUUUACUGGUGGACAGAGGAUUUGUGAAAUCUAUGGAGAAUGAGAAGAAACCGCUGCCUUUCUCUGAUAUUUACAUUGGAGGAGCUCCAUCCAACCUGCUUCUGUCCAGGCCUGAGCUGUCCUCUCUGGUGGGACUGAGGGGCUGCGUAAAGGGAUUCCAGUUCCAGAAGAAAGACUUUAAUCUAUUGGAGGAGCCAGGAACUAUAGGCAUUAGUAGCGGCUGCCCAGAGGAAUCUUUUAUGUCACGCCAGGCAUAUUUCACAGGCGAGGGUUACCUGAGCUCAACAGCCAAGAUCUCCCCGUUCAGCUCAUUUGAAGGAGGAAUGAACUUCAGAACGCUGCAGUCGUCCGGCCUGCUCUUCUACUACAAUGAGGGGCCGAAUGAGUUUACUCUCUCACUGGAGAACGGUGCUGUCGUGCUUCACUCCAAAGGAACAAAAGUUAAAUCACAAAAAAAGAACUACAGUGAUGGACGACCUCAUUUCCUGGUGGUGUCUGUGACCAAGCAGAAGUAUCAGAUUGUUAUUGAUGACAGAGAUAAGCAGGAGAAGAAAAAUUCGGAUUCAUCACAGACUGAAAACACUCUGAAGACGUUCUUCUAUGGAGGAUCUCCAUACAAUAAAAUACAGAACUUCAGCGGCUGCAUCAGCUACACUUACAUUAGCAGGCAGGACCGGGAUAUAGAAGCAGAAGAUUUCCAGCGCUACACUGAGAAUGGGAACGUGUCUCUGCAGGACUGUCCUGUGGAGAGGCCACCCGCUGCUCUGAUGUCUGCAGACAGAGCUCAGUCUACAGCGGCCCGCAAGGUGGGCAGGGAUAAGACUGGUGUGCUGCAAGGCAUUCUGGGAUUGCAGAGUGACCCUAUAGCAGCCCCAGAGGCAGAGGCCAAGCCUUGUUACAUGAUCCCUCAGUCCCAGGCCAAUACACAUGCCCACCAGUUCAGCGGCUCUGCCCACAGCAGACAGGAGUAUGAUGGAGUGGCGGAGGGCAUCAGAGAGAGAUCUCGUUUCUCUAUGUCUGUAAAGACCCAGUCAGCAGCCGGUGUUGUGCUGUAUGUGUCUGACGAGUCUGAGGAGAACUUUCUGUCCCUCUACCUGUCCCACGGAAAACUCUUCUUCACCUUCGGCUCCGGUCAGCAGAAGCUCCGCCUCCGCACCACCGACACGUACAACGACGGACAGUGGCAUGAUAUAAGUGUGACCAGGGACGGUGCUGUGGUAAAGCUGAUAGUGGAUAGACGGCCGGUGGUGGAGAACAGAAAUUUCCCUAUACUCCUCCAGGAUCCACUCUACGUGGGAGGAGUCUCACCCGGGCGUGCUCUCAAACACAUACCGAAGACCUCUGUGUCCAGUCUAUCAGGCUGUGUGAAGGACCUGCAGCUAAACGGACGCAGGAUCUCCUCAGUUUCCUGCAGCUUUGGAGUCACACCUUGUUUAGAGGGUCCCGUCGAGUCUGGGGCCUAUUUCUCUGAGGAGGGAGGAUACGUGGUUCUGGACGACUCCUUCAGCUUGGGGUUGAAGUUUGAGGUGGUGGUGGAGGUGCGCCCCCGUGUGGUCUCAGGUGUACUACUGCAUGUCUUCUCUUCAUCAGAAGAGUACCUGACUGUCUACCUCCACCAGGGCCAGGUGAUGGCCCAGGUAAACAGUGGAGUCGGGGUUUUCUCUACACACGUUACUCCUCAGGAGGCCAUCUGCGAUGGAAACUGGCACAAAAUCACAGUGAUCAGAGACUCUAACGUGGUGCAGCUGAUUGUGGACUCUGAAGUGACUCAUGUGGUGGGACCCGUUAGCCCCAUCACCUCGAACACAGAGACCACCAGAGCGCCCGUCUUCAUUGGAGGAGCUCCAGAUUCUCUGCUUCCUGUGGGUGUGGUCAGUAGGCGGAGCUUCUCAGGCUGUAUGAGGAACCUGUUUGUGGGUGAAUCUGCUGUGGAUCUCAGCAAGGCGGCGCUGGUCAGCGGAGCUGUGAGCUUAAGCAGCUGCCCUGCUGCAUAAACUGCUGCUCUGCUCCGUAUCGCCACUGUGUCUUUAAUAAACAACACAACGAAGCUACAUCAGCACUUCUUCUGACAUUUUCCUUCAUCCCUGCACUUAAUAAUUACAUGACUCGGCUGUGUCUCAAAUCACACCAACACACUGUCUAUAAACACCUAAUGAGAAUCUGAUGUCCAUAGGUGAACAGAAAGUAGCCACUGUGUCAAGAUCAAGUCUGUGUGGAUCAUAAACAUAAACAUAGAUACAUUUACACCAAUUAUACAGAGCCUAUUAACAGCAACAACAGCUGAUUGGAUGGUUAAAAUGUGUUUAUUAAUGAUUAUUAAUCAGGUCAUGAACACACAAAUAUCAUUACUACAGUUUUAACCCUAAUAAACAAGAAUACUUGCUUUACAAAUAGUGAGCUAUCAUUCAUUCACAUUGUUUAAACUCAAAUAUUGCUGGUUCCUGAUCUCACUGUCAAACUUCUCAGUUAUUAAAUGAUUAGGAGCAUUGAUCAUGAAUGAAGUAUGGAUGAGCAAAUGAAUAAAUACCAGUGUGUAUAACUAACUACACAUUUAUUGCUUUCUUUUCACCCUUGUGUUCUCAUUGAUUGUAGCUCUUUGCUCGUUAACCUUUCAUCUUUCACAGUACUGGAUUCAGAGUUGGCAAAAUUUCUAGAUAUCCAAUCUUCUAGAAAUUUGUCUGAGGCUAACAAUGCAUCACUCUAAUCAUGUUUUUAAGCCUUUUACACAUUUCACAAACUCCGGUCCAUAGCUUUUGUUGGCAAUUUCCAAAAUCAGUUCCUAAAGUCUUGUUUUAACUGAGUGGUAAUUUGGAUACAAAAAUGUUCAAGUAAAAUCACGUAAUAAUAAAGUUCUUGAGUUAAAUUUUCCAUGUCAUCAGUGUUUUAAAAUGUAGUGCUCAGUUCCAUGAUGUUCAUGUGUGUGUGUGAUAGUUUAACAGUCAUUUUAACACUGAAACACAUACUCCAUGAGAACUUCUACCAUCUGUUCUAUACCAUCACAGGUAUAGAAGAUGUUUGUUCACGAUUCUGUUUUGGACACAGUGGUUUUAAUAAAGAAUUUAUUUUCUCUAUAAUAUUCCUUUAUAACUAAUACUUUGCACUUUUUAAGCCUGUGUUAAAUGUUCAGUAUUGACCACAGAUCAGUGUUAUUGUUCAUUGUAAACUCAGAAAACCAAGAAACACGAUCGAUCAGUGACCUCAGAUACCUUCGAUCGGCAAAGACAUGUUUGGAAUCUGAUGUGUGCUGCUUUAGUUUAUAACUGGAGAUGCUAGGCUAACACUGCUAACAACACUAGACUUAGACGGUCACCAAUCUAACCCUAAAACACAGCCAAAAUGUGCUUUAUUUACUUUACAAACCAGCAUAGAUGGACCUUACUGACAUGUGUACAUUAAAGGUGGAACUGCAUUGUCGUCCUUAAAACACCUUUUUGUAAUUUUAUUAAACACUGUGCUGAGGUAAAUGUGGUUUUAAAAGGUUUUGUUUUUAGGUGUGUUUACAAAGAUGUGAAUAGUGACACUCUAACUCCUGUGUUCCUUAGCUUGUCCGUUAGCCUUUCAACUUCAACCCUACUAUUACUAACUAAAGAAGCUCAUGAAGCUUCAGUUGUGCUCCUUUAUGAAGUGGGGAAAGGAUGUGUCAUGUGUCUGUUGGUUGUACCUCACUACUUUUUGUUAAACAUUUAUUAAAACCUGUCUUUUUUACCUGUCCCUCCUUCUCAAUAAAAGUUCCUGUUUUAAACAGCU